GCAGAGUCAAUGGCGGCAGCGGAAAGAUGGUAUUUUACCAAAGAACAAUUGGCCCUCACACCGAGUCGAAAAUGUGGUCUGGACGCGGACAAGGAGCUCUCGUACCGACAGCAAGCCGCCAACUUGAUUCAGGAUAUGGGACAACGCCUGCAAGUCACCCAGCUCUGCAUCAACACUGCCAUUGUCUACAUGCAUCGAUUCUACUACUACCAUUCGUUCACCAAAUUCCACCGAAAUUCCAUAGCAGCGUGCGCCCUGUUCCUGGCGGCCAAAGUAGAAGAACAGCCUCGCAAGCUAGAGCAUGUCAUCAAGGUGGCCCACAUGUGCCUGCACCGAGACGCUCCUCCACUCAACCCCGCCAGCGAGGCUUAUCAAGAACAGGCCAUGGAGCUUGUCCUGAAUGAGAACAUGAUGCUCCAGACACUAGGAUUUGACAUUGGCAUCGAACACCCACACACCCAUGUCGUCAACUUCUGUCAGCUAGUCAGGGCUAGCAAAGACCUGGCCCAGACGUCGUACUUCAUGGCUACCAACAGCCUCCACCUGACGAUGAUGUGCCUGCAGUACAAGCCUCGGGUGGUGGCCUGCCUGUGCAUCCACCUGGCGUGCAAGUGGUCCAACUGGGAAAUACCCAAGUCCAGCGAGAACAAGGACUGGUUCUGGUACGUCGACCAGAGUUGCACUGCGGAGUUGCUCGAAGAGCUGACGUCGGAGUUCCUGGCCAUUCUGGACAAGUGCCCGAGCCGGCUCAAGCGCAAAAUCAUGAGCAUUGGAGCAGGUAGCAGUGGAUCAAGCUCCUCGGCGGCAACGACACCAGUUGCAUCAGCACCAAGUUCCAGCGGUAUUUCUUCACGAAAGGAGGCUCAUGGGCAGCAGAGGAGGGAAGAGAGGAGUGCAGCCGCUGCUAGUCACGAGCCGUCCACUUCAAGUGAGGCUCCUGUGAGCAGCGAGAGGCAGCCUGCAUCCAGUAGCCAUGGCGGCAGUCGGAAGCCACCCUCCGACCCAACUCAGCAUCGGAAUGCCAAGGUUCCACCGCAUCACGGACCGGCACAGCGGUCACCGGGGCUAGCACAGCUACAAAUCGGCAACCAGGGCGCCGAGCACAUGCUUUCUCCUGGCAAGCGAAAGGCCCUGGAAGGCACCAGCAGUCAUAGUUCUCAACCGCUUUCGCUGGAUGCAUACCGGGACAAGCGCUGUCGCCAGAAGGGACAGCCAAAGCCCCAUCCACCACCAUCGGACCGGUCAGAAUCCCAUCACGGAGUCGCGUCUCACCCACCUCAUCAGGCUCCUUCAUCGCAUUCUCAGAGCAGGCAUCACCAGCAGCCUCACCUUGAACCGACGUCUGACGUCGGUGUGACAACGGCGCCACCACACCAUCCCUCGACUGCUUCCACUUCCGACAGUUCCAAGCCGCCAGCCGCCCAGGUCAAACCUGAGCAAGCCUUGGAUGAUGCGAGUGGCUUCAACUUCAACUUUGGCGCUCAGUUUGGUGGUGACUGGCGGCGACUCAUCAAUUUUGACACCGACGAAAGGAGCAAUUCGCAAGAUGUGCUCAUGACAUUGUCACAGGUGGUGCCACCGCCUCCUUCGGUGCCAAUGUUGCCAGCUGAGGAGAAUAAUGUUCCACCAAAAAUGGCUUCAGUUCCACCUGUUGCAGUGCCGCCAGCAAAAGCAGAGCCUCGCACUCCUCCGCUGCCACCAACAAAGGCACGGCCCUCAUCACCCCCGCAGCCACAGAAGCCAGUCCCAGCAAACCCGCCACUCCCUCCUCAAAAGUCUCAGCCUUCCACGCCUCCCAUUCCACCUCCAGCUGUGCAGCUUCCUCCUCCACCGCCACUGCCGGCAGCACUGGUACCCACUGCAGCUCCAUUGCCAGCACCAGUUGCUGACAAGCCAGAGAUCAAAGCUGAAGUGAAGCAGGAGACAGUUGUUGCACCUCCAGUCAAGGAUAAGGAAAAGGAAAGGUCGGAACGAAAGGAACGCAAAGAAAGGCAUAAGCACAAGCACAGCUCAUCAGAGCGUUCGAGAAACAAGCACUCGUCCCCAGGUAAACACAGCGGAGGGGAGAAGACUUCGGAAGGAAAGUCUCAUGGUGACCGGGUGCCCGAAGUAGGAGCUCAUCACGCUGUAAACAAUGCUGUUGAUGUGCAGCAGGUUGUUAACCAUGUCGUGGAUGGCACACCCGUGGCGGACUCUGACAGAAAGUUGGAGCGUAAUGGCAUCAGCAAGCACGACCGCAAGUCUUCGGGCAGCUCGAAGUCGGAGAGUUCUCGGAAGGAGAAGUCUGAGAGGCGAGAGAAGGAACGCCGGGAGGCGUCAAGGGAAGAAAAUGGCAGCAGGUCGUCGCAGCCGAGUGCUGGUGGUGGCUUGAAAAUAACUAUUAGUAAGGAGAAGCUCCAGCAGUCAGGCAGCAGUUUGACUGGAAGCCCCCCACGGGAAGCUCUGAAGAUCAAGAUUCCCAAGCUCAAGAUUGUUCCGCCCACGCCAACGCCUCCCCCAGUUGACCCACUGGAGUCUGGCAAGGGACCGCACACUCCGCCACCUCCGAGCACGGGGCUGAAGCUCAAGAUCAGCAAGGAGCGGCUGAACAGCGGCCGAAAGAGGGACCGGCGGUCGGAGGACGGGGAGCACCGUGCUCGCUCGCCCAAGUCGAGGAAAGUGUCUGCGCCCGUGCCGCCACCCCCUCCACCGCCACCAGGACCGAGCUACCCAGCACCGCCGGUGCCGCCCUCUGGUGGAAGUGCCAAUCACGUGCCGCCACAAUUUCACCAGGGCUAUGUUCCUGCACCGCAGUUUUCGGCCCCACCUCCGCCUCAUCAUCCGCCAAUGUACUUUCAGCCACCCUAUGGCUUUCCACCGCCGCCCCCUAUGCACAUGGCGCCAGGUGCUUAUCAGGUGCCCCAGUACUUCGGCAUCCCGCCUCCACCUCCCCCGGUUGAUCCACCACUACCAAAAGAGCUCCCUCCCCCACCCCCUCCGCCCCCUUCGGAGUGAGAGGGCAUCUAGGAUAGGAUUUUCAAAUGUGUGAAUGCCACACCGCAGGGGAGCCCCCCUUCCCCUGGCAAUAUGAGGAUGACUUUUUCCGCCCCGAAGUAAGUGGCCGUGCAUCCGGUUUACUCUAACUUAUCGUGGAACACUAAGUUGUCGGGCUUGGUUCUCUGCUUUGCAGGAUCGAGCGAAGCAUAGCUGCUCGGUUCGUGCAGUGUGAAUGUGUGUACUGUCCUCUGUGUGCAUAGCAGGGCCAGUGUCUUCGACAACUCUUGGGUGAUUGUAAGUGGUGAGAGGGGGGUUCUUGAAGUCUUGUGUGUGUGGGAAUUUCGGUGAUUUUGGAGCGCCACGCUAGGCUGUGCCGUGGCGUCAGUUCUUUUCCCUUUCGUGAUACCGCCCAUGUGUGAGAUCGUGUAUGCCACCUGUAUCGAACACCGGUCUUUUUUUUUUCUUUUUCGUUGCCUCACUAUGUGUGUGGAUGUGUAUAUAGUAGAACUCUAGGAGAGUUGUGGUUAGCAAUCGGGGUGGGGAGUGGUGUGCUGCCGUGGUGUGUACCGUGCUAUGCGGAAAGUACAGAAUGAGUAGGGAGGUGUUGUAGAACGAAUUAUGACUCUCAGGUUAGCACCUGUAAAAGCUGUUUCCCAGAACUCAAGAAACAAAAGAAAAAAAAAUAGUGAAAAAAAAAAGAAGUUUGCUCAGUGCAAGUUGUACAUAGUAUAUGAAGUUGCCUGUAAUAUACAGUUGAAACAUGCAGUGUUGUGUUUGCUGUUAUGCUGCAUUCAGCUGCAUGUUUGCAAUAGACUUAAUUUUUUGUAUGUGUAUGUGGCCCAUUCCUAAUGUGGCAUGUGUGGCCUAGCGUUUUUUUUUUUCUUUUGAAGCAAGUUGCUUCUUCAGCCAGUUGUGUUCAGGAGUUGCUGCGGCUGGCAGGACCCUCUGUUUUGCUCCUGCAAUGUAAAUAAAUAUUCACUUGAUUGACACAA
Messenger RNA from Rhipicephalus microplus (southern cattle tick), 3968 nucleotides. RefSeq lists its product as uncharacterized. Gene Ontology annotation, molecular function: cyclin-dependent protein serine/threonine kinase regulator activity. Lineage: Eukaryota; Metazoa; Arthropoda; Arachnida; Ixodida; Ixodidae. Gene Ontology annotation, biological process: regulation of transcription by RNA polymerase II. The record is from RefSeq and is a predicted model, not a curated record.